Cydia strobilella is the source of this 3648-nucleotide messenger RNA. RefSeq lists its product as uncharacterized. Bases 176 to 1207 code for a protein of 343 amino acids. The record is from RefSeq and is a predicted model, not a curated record. Lineage: Eukaryota; Metazoa; Arthropoda; Insecta; Lepidoptera; Tortricidae. The transcript is spliced from 7 exons.
UAAAUAUUAUAGAGCAUCAUCGUGAGGUUUACUUGAACUGACUAUUUUAUUUUUAUAUGUGCAAUGUUGAAACACUUGAAUAUAUAAGACUGUUAAAUACGUGUUUUUGUGUAUCGUGAAGUGAAAAUUGUGUGUGUGUGCCACAUGAGAGUUAUCCUGAGGCUGACAAGCAGGGAUGGCGCUUAUUCCGUCAACGGGCAGUCGCAUCUACGUGGCUUUCUUCGCGACAGUCUUCUGGGGAAUGGGUGUCCGAGGCCUCCACAACCUCGAGAUAAAUGUGCCAGCGGCUGUGCUGGUGGGUGAAACCGUGACCUUGGAGUGCAGCUGGCAGUUAGAGGACGAGGAGGCGCUGUACAGCGUGAAGUGGUAUCGCGGCAGAGAAGAGUUCUACCGAUACAUUCCCAAGGAGCUACCCCACACGAGAGUUUUUCCUUUGCCGGGGAUUGAAGUUGACAUAUCCCGAUCCGGGGCGCGGCGCGUGGUGCUGCAGCAGGCCACGCCUGCGAUGGCAGGCCGGUUCCGCUGCGAGGUUUCCGCGGACGCACCUACCUUCCACACCGAGAUCCGCUCCGCGCCGCUAGAAGUUGUCGAACCCCCGGAGUGGCGGCCGAAGCUAGUGUCGGACCGUUCGUGGUACGGCGUGGGAUCCACACUGCGGGCGACCUGUGCUGCGCCGCCCGCGCACCCUCCAGCCAACCUUACUUUAGCACUUAACGGCAGAGAGAUUGACUUGGACUCCCUAGUACACGAGUUACCGGAGUGGUUCAAAUGGGAUUUGCCGCCAAAGCCGGAGACGACGACGACAGAACAGGCGGAGGAUGAACACUUCAACGUAUUCCACGACGAGGGCAACAUCCAAUAUUUGGAUGAGUCUUACAUCAACCUGCAUAAGGAGGAGAUCCGACGACCUCCAAAGGAGAGUCCUAAGCCGGUAUUCGAAAGAACGGGGCCGGACAACCGGCUGGUCUCAGUGGGAGAAGUAUCAUUCGUGGUGCGCAACGAGGCGUUCGAGCGCGGCAGCCUGCGCCUGACCUGCAUCGCCAGCAUAUACAACUUGUAUGCGGCGCGCGCGGAGCUCGUCUUUGAUAUGGAGCAGCCGGAGGUGGCCUCCGUGUUAGGAGUGCGAAAUGGGGCCAAAGAUUCAAAUAUCUUCAGAUCAUGGCGGAUACCAGCUGCGUUCGCCUCGCUGCUGUACAACAUGCGGUAGUCAUCUUCACGUUAUUUUUAGUACAAAAUCAAUUCUAAGGUCUUCAUACUGAUUGUGAUUCUCAUUUUGUACAAACUCAUAAAACAUAUCCAAAAGCAUGAAAUUUAUCUUCCGUUAAGAAUUCCAAGUUUGUUUUAUAUCAAACAGAUCUUUAAAAUAAGUAUUAAAUCUUAGUCAUAGGUCACACUGGCCAAAGUAUAGAAUAAAUAUUUAGUAAAUAUAGGAUGGAGACGGUUUUAUUAAAUGAAUAGAAAGCUAUGCAUUUCAAACAUAUUAUAGUUAAUACAUUGUGAUAAAUAUAAUGGUUCGUUUUUACGAAAGGUCUAAUAGAACUUCCACCGACUGAAAUCGCGCAGUAGUUAUGUGCGAUAAACGCAUUUAUGUUGUAGGUACACGAAUUAAUUACUACACCAAUUGGUUUUAAAGACAUCAUUUCAGAUAAGGGCCACGGAUGCCACUGUCCUUCUUAAUACCUAUUUUAGUAACUUCAACGCAAUGUAACUUUUUUUAUCAUUGUAUUGGAAUACAUAACGCUGUACGGAAACUAAAUAAAUUCAUUUAUUUUCUACACUAUUGAUUAAGAUUUUAGUAUUUUUAGUACAUGGUGAGUCAUUUUAUAACUUGUUAUAUAACCCAUUGAAAAUCUGAAAACACAUUAAGAAUCUCCUUCUUACUAUACUCAGUAUACACGGUACCUACGUUCAGAAACAAAUGUGAAAGAUAAUUUUUUUUUGAUCGAGUAGGAAUAUAUGAAGGGAACUAAACAUACAAUUUUUACACUAAUGACCGAAUUUAAAAUUGACAAUUCUGGUUCAGAAUAAAACAAUCUGAUGGAUUUUCUAUGGUUUUCAGUAUCUACCAGUAACCAGUUUUCAGGACCAGUAGUCAAUUAAUGCUUGUCAGACGCAUCGCACAAUAAACCACGUACAUCACAAAACAGUUUGUAAUCGACCGUGACGUACGCCACUAAAUAAUAUAAUAAUACUACGACCUCAAGGUUUCGUGGAUGUGCCGUGCUCAACUAAAAGGGGUACGAUCGCAUAAGGUGCUCUUGCCAUAAAAACAUAAUUAGAAAUGAUCCUUAUCAACAACCAAAAGACAAUGCCCUUUGAAAACCUCACCAAUGAUCAUAUUUAUAUUAGUUCGGUGAUGGCGAGUAGUCGAUAUGAAUAUGUAUUUGUAUGUAUGUGUUCUCGAAGAAUUGUAUUGGGAUUGGCAGUGUUUAACCCUUUACCAGGCUGACAGUUCAAAAAUGAUAAUCGAAUGUCAGUCUUACUCAUUGAAAAUAGAACACAUGUUUGAAGUGCCGUAUGUGGGAAAUAUAUAUCCCUUAGCCUGGUAAAGGGUUAAAAAGUCUAUUAUGAAUAGACGUUUCGUCUAAACAAUAAAAUUGUGUAAAUAGUUUUUAGAGUCAGGCGUAAAAAGGUUCAUUUUAAGUGAACUGACUUGCCUAAGUUUCUCUUGGCUGUUCUAAGCCACCCUUUGUUUUCGUAAUACCCAUCUUAAAUUUUUUGGAACAAUGGUAGCGAAGACUGAUGGAUUAAGUGGACUCUAUUUUAGUAUUUCUGACCAAAGUAAAGGGGAAUUUGGUUUAACAAUACUAAGAAUUGACAUAAUUUAGUGAAAUCUACGCAAUAAAUAAUAACAUUGUCACACAGUAGGCUAGCGAGAAUGUUGAGCAGUUUGAGCAUUAUUGUGCUUUGUCAUACUUUUUUUUUCAAACACUGCAGAACAUGGUUGUCGGGUUCGCUAAGGCGCUCAUAUGUAGUCAACAUAAAAUAUGAGUUUCAUUGCCGCGGAGCUUUAAUAUUAAAAGAACAACCUUGUUGAGUUUGCUCAACAUUUUCUCGGCCACUGGGUUGGCAACAUAGUUCUGUCGAGAAACAAUGUCAAAUAGCGCUAUCGGAUAGCAUUGCAUAUUGCAUACAUUAAGUCUGUGAUUGAAAAAUAAUAUUAUACAUUUGAUUUUAUAUUACUAGAAGCCAUCUUAAAGCGGCGUGUUUUAAAUAUUGUCUUUAAUUCUGUCAAGAUCGAAAACAUAAUGCAAAAAAUAAAAUAUCAUAAAACACUUACAUUACUUGUAAAAUGUUGCGAGCGCUACAAAAAGACACAUGAAUGUAAAUCUGGUUCAUUUCAUUUCAAGCUAUUUAACUUAUAAAAUCCUUAAAAGAUUGAGUCCACAUUUGGAGAAAAUGUUAGUUCCAUGAAAUUAUUAUACUAUGUUAUGUGUUUCCCACACGUAACGUUUUUUGCUACGAGAUUCCACUUUUAAUUUAAUGUCUAGUAAUAGUUUUACCUAAUUUAUCUAUAUUGAUUUAGAAUAAAUAGGUACCUAUAGUUUGUAUUAAUAAAUGGAUUAAUUAAAAUGUGUAAAUAAUAAUGAAACAGAUCUAUGUAAAUUUAAAUAAAUACAGAUUAGAAAUUAAACGACGUUGAAAUUA